GUUAAACCUUCUGCAGGUUUCUUGUACUGUCAGUAUUCUUCACUUGGAUGUUCCUAUACCUGUAGAAGCGCGAGAGAAAAGCGAUUCACAGAAUUUUGCGGUCACAUGGAGGAAGUCAAGGACGGGUUUGUAGGUGAGGUAAGCUGUGCUUCUGUAGAUUCUGAAGAGGAGGAUAAGGACAAUGACAAGAAGGGGUUAGAGUUAAAGGGGAAGGAGGAGGAGACGAUGAAGAAGGAGGCAAGGCAGGAAGAGGAGUCAGCGGCAGGAAGAGGAGGAAAAGGCGAAGAAGGAAGAGGAGGAGAAGGACUAGCACAGGGAAGAGGAAAAGGCGAGGAAGGAGGAGGAGGAGGAGCAGGAGGAAUGGGAGGGGAAGGACAAGGAAGUGAAGAGGAAGCAAGCCAAGGCGGAAGAGGAGGAGGAGAAGGAGAAGGAGAAGGGGAAGGAGACGGUAAGCUAGGACAGGCAUUGGAUGCCACGAUGCUGGAACAUGUGCGAUCAUGGAUACCUGAGGUUCGUCCACAUGAGGUACCUUCAGAAAUGAUCGGGCUGAUGGGGAAAACUUUCCUUGGAUGCAGAGCUGAAAAUGUGGAUCCAUCCUAUGUUGCACUCUUUUAUGAGGGAGGACAUUCCCUGAAUUACAGUACCGCGAUGAAGGAGGAGGAGGUGGGACAAGAAGGAGGAAGAGGAGGAGGAGGAGGGGAUGAAGGAGGUGAAGAAGGAAGAGGAGGAGAAGGAGGCGGCGAAGGAGAAACAGGAGGGAAGGGAGAGGAGAAAGUGGAUGAACAACAGCGGGGAUGUUCUUGGGAUGUGAUGAUGGUGAUGCAAAAGGUGCGGUCUGGGAUAGCAGAGGGUCAUGGUGAUCUGCCUUCUGACAUCAUUCUGCUGGUGGAGAAGUCUUUCCUAAAAUGGAAAGGCGAGAAAGAGGCGAUCUCAUCUACUGCAUUCUUUCUGGCAGAGCUAUGGAGAGGUGUCUUUGCACCCAAUCCAUGGGAAGAGCCAAUUGUGUUAACACCAUCUUUGCUGUUGAAGAUCCUACAACCAGCCUCCUUCAACAGGGUGACAGCUGCAUUUUGUCAAUCUUUUGCUCGAAGGUACGUGGAACCGUUCAAGCCCUCUCGCAGGCUGAAAACGCUGUUUGCACUUAUCAAGCUUGUCAUGGAUGCUGACGAAUCGAACGAGGAGAAGAUACGUCCUCUGGAGUACUGUCCGCUUGCAGCCAUAUCCUUAAUGGAUGUUCACUUCAUCGAGAGUGAGCUUCCUAAUAUGAACCUCCCUCAUGAUGAGCAUGAUGAGACAAUGGAAAUGCUUGGUUGGCUGCAGAGCGGCUCCCGUCUCAUGAGCGCAAUGCGUAUUUGGGACACUUUGGCAGAUAUGUACUCUGACAUGGUCAACAAUGAGGGUGAAGCGAUUCAACAAUCGCUAUGUGGGGGGAACAGGAAGGCUAAGCAUCUGUUUUUGUUGAAAAUGAGGCUUAGGUGUGCACAUGACUUGAUCACAUUCUAUUUAUGGAACAAUGACAACCUCGGUCCGUGCCUUGAUUCAAUCUGUGAGCGGAUUGGUGAGACGGCUAGGCUCCAUCUGAUGGAGGAGAUGGUUAUGGCAUUGGUCGACAGAGUUUACGUUAGCGAGAUCAUCUCGUGUUCUUCCGGAGUCUGCGACUCGAUCACAAUCAUCGGGCAACAUGGUAAGGACUGCAAAGCCUUUCUGGAAUCUGAUUUCCUCAGGGACCAAUUUCUCAAUCUGGCGCUGAGUUUCUGCAACAGACGAGGCUACAAAAGAUGGUCAGUAGAGAUUUACGAGCGUAUGUACGAAGCAGGACAUGUGCGAAGAGGAUCUGGAGCUGCAUUCCACACAACAUCUUCGAUCGGGCGCUGCUGCAUUCGUUGGAGGCUGGCAAAGGAGCUUACCAUCGGCAGGGAGACCUGCUUUGUGUCUCGCAUGCGCGAGCUUCGCGCCCUAUGUGACAUGGGUCGCUUGUUUUCCGAAGUAAACGAAGAAUACAUGGCGAGGAGUGCCGCCAUCCUGGCAAUGGGAUUGGUAGAAUUUAUUCAGGAGGAGCUUGGCUGCCCGUUUACAAACUAUCCUAUAGAAGUUUCGGGCCGAGACUGGGCCCUUUCCAUGGAAAAGCUCUCAGCAUUUUGGGAUCGUGAGGGCCCCAUCCCGAUAGAGUUUUCUGAGUGUGCCCGACGAACCUGGUCAACUUUCAACCUGCUUACCCCACAUAGAGAGGCACAACUGCUGGUCGAUGCGGCAUGCCAGAGGGUCAUGAUGAUACACAUCAAGCGCAAACUUGAAGGAAUGUGGAGUCCGCCACUUGCGGGAGAUCUUUUUGAUGAGCACUCAUUGCAUGUAAUCCUCGACAGAGCUGUUCAGAUCCUGAAGUCAGUUCACAAACCUGACGAAGGAAUACUUGCCUUUGCCAGAUACAAAGCAUUGCGAGCGCACCAACAGUGCAUUCGGGGUAUUCAUCAGUUCAUGAAUGGACAUCUCGCUGAGGGAUUGAGAUCGAUGGAGCAUUAUGCUUCUUUCUUCAGAGAUUAUCCAUCGGCCCAACGCGUGUUGCUCUUUUCGCAUCUAGUUCGCGACCAGCAGAUGACUGCCAAAUGGAGAGCGGCAGCUCUCACGCUGUUUCAGUUCGAGCAGAGGCAAAUCGGGGAACUUCCACUGGCAAGAAUCUCCUUUCACGGAGAGUGGGAAGAGCUUCAAUUUCAUCGUUUGCAGAUUGAGUGCUUCAGGUACUCGUACCUUGAAGAGGGGUUCAUCUGGAACACACGGUCCCAUAACCGGUUCUUAUCUGCAGUGCUGAUGAACCGAAGAAAGUCCCAGAACCAGUUUCUACCCUAUGCAGAUCGCAAGCUCUUGGCUACGCAUGCUGACCACUCACUCUUUGCAAAGUUCGACUCCGACAAUGCCACCGCCAUGUCUAUGGUUCUUGAUGGUUGUAGGAUAUGUGGCCCUGGUGUCUUGCUGGUGCAGUACCACUUCUGUUCCGGCGACCCAGAGGCCUCACGACUGGAAUCGCUUCUGAUUUACACCUUCAGAAUUGGAGAUGGAAAUACCCACGUUCUCCGAACCCGGCAUCAAGUAACGAGUCGUGGUGUGGACGAGCAAGUGGGGCAGCUUACCGAGCUACUAAAAGACAGCUCCGCUUGUACUCGCAGCUCUCGGCGCAGAAGGAGGACUGUGCCUUCCCCCUUCCAAUCUUCCGUCCAUUGCAGUUCUCAAUCUGGGAGUUCGGAAAUGAACCGCUGCCGCAGUCCUUCGCGCUCAGCAGAUGUUGAAUCAGAUGCUGCUUUCCCUGCUUUCACUGCAGGACGUGCUGCUAUACAGGAGCGAGGUCAAAGUUGGGCGUCACAGUCGACAAGCUCACAUGGUCAAGAAGCACAAGCGUGGGACGUCGAGUUAGCACGGAAGCGAAAGAAAAUGAGGUCCAUUCUCCAGAGGCUCUAUGCAUUUCUCAUUGAGCCCAUUGAGGACGAUAUAGUCAGCCUUUCCCCGGAAGACAAGCUGGUAUUCGUGCCACAUGGGAUUCUAUGGAACGUGCCAUUUGCGGCGCUGCGCGACAGGAAAAGGCGAUUCUCAGAAAAACCUUAUCUGAUUCAGCGGCACACAGUUGCUGUAGUCCCAGGACCACAUCUUAUUCCCACAUUCAAGGAGAGGAGUGAGGACCUGUUGAAGAUGAUGGAGCAGCCAUCGGCAAGAGCUCCGUCCACAGCAAGUACGACAACCGAAUCACUCUGGAAGUCGCUUGUCGUAGGUGAUCCUUCACCCACACCCUUCAGUUUGCAACCACUUCAUUACGCUGCAGAAGAAGCCAAAGUGAUCCAUGAACUUUUGGUUCCUGGCAGUGCAACACUUCUUACAGGAGCAAAUGCAACAAAGGUGGAAGUACUCAAGGCACUUCAGGCUGGUGCGCCAAUUGCCCAUUUCGCAGCUCAUAUGUUGGUCGGGUCUAGGGAGGACUUACAGAAGUACCAAAUCGACCACGACUUCAGUAUGGGGGCUCUGAUUCUUACGGAAGAACCCCAUGUGAACACAACGGAUACCAUGGCGGAGACAUCGGAUGCUUCUGACACUCCACCCACCGGGACGGCAAGUCAGACAUCAACGUGCAUUCCUUCUGAAUCGACGAUCUUGGGAGUCCAAGUCGUUGAGAAAGACAUCCGAGUCCCCAACCUGGACUCGGAACCGCAGACUGAGUCUUGUGAGGGCGUACCACGCAUGGAGAUGCCCGUAACAGAUGCUGAAGCAACAGGCGAUCUGGGUGGCCAAUCUGAUGAUCCAGCAGUACAUGGGCCUUGGAUGCGGUCAGAUGCAAACAUACCAACCAUCACGAGUAUUGCUGAAACAGCUUCUGGCGAUUCUGGCGCUCAAACCACUGCGCCAGCGGAUCAGACGGCAAUGUGCAUUGCUGCCGAAUCGGCAAUCUCAGAAGUCCGAAUGGUCAAGAAAGACAUUCAAGCUAGCGACCUGGACGUGAAUGCGCAGACCGAGUCUUUCAAAAAUAUACCACUCAUGGAGAGGUCUGUAACAGACGCUGAAGAGACAUGCGAUAUGGGUACUCGAUCUGAUGAUGUAGCCGACAGUCCGGCAGUGCAUGGAUCGUUGGUGCUUUCAGAAGCAAACAGUGCCAUACCAACCAUCAUGAAUACUGCUGACACAGCUGAGGAUUUUGGCUCUCAGGAUGCUGGGCGAGCAGAGCAGACAGCAAUGUGCAUUGCUUGCAAAUCCGAUUCGGCGGUCUCAGAAGUAGGACUAGAUAAGAAAGGCACUCCCAACUUGAACAGUCUGAACUUGGAUACACCGACUGAGUUUUCUGAAGAUCUACGAUUCGUGCAGAUGUGCAUAACAGACGCUGAAGCAACAGGUGAUCGAGGUCCUCAAUCUGAUGAGCCAGCAGGUAAUCGAGCAGUACAUGGAAUUUUGGUGCUGUCAGACGCAAACGUACCAGACGUAAAGAAUACUGCUCACACAGAAGCAGGUGAUUCUGGUGAUCAAGCUGUCAGGUCAGCAGACCGGACACCAUGGUGCAUCGUGUCGACAAUUUCAGAAGACCCACUUGUUGAGAAAGAAACUCUCAAGCAGGACUCAGAUCCGCAGACCGAGCACUCCAAAGACGUACCGCUCAUGGAGAUGGCAUUGCCCAUAACAAAUGCUGAAGCAACAUGCGAUCUGGUUUCCUCUCAAUCUGAUGAGCCAGUACAUGGAUCUUUGCUGCAGUCAGGUGCAAAAAUACUAGUCAUUAUGAGUAGUGAUGACACAGCUGAAGAUUGUGGUGCUCAAGCUGCUGCGUCAGGAGAGCAGACAUUCGUGUGCAUUGUUUUGCCGACCUCGGAGGCUCAACUUCAGAACGAUGUGCCGAAACAGGGCUUAGAUGCACAGACUGAGUGUCCUAAACCCGUACCCGCGAUGGAGAUGAUGGAGAUGCCCAUAACAGAUACGGAAGCAACGGGCGAUCUGGGCCCUCCAUCUGCGUGCAGUGAGCGAGCGGAUACUCCCGCAGUGUCUGGGUCUUUUGUGCUGCCAGGUGUCCUACACGAGAAGAAAGACGUUUCAAGGGUGAAGACAGGGAUGGGAAUUGGAACUAUCAAUCCGCAUCAGACGGCUUCAGGGAGUGCUAAAAAAAGGACAAAGGCUUCAGGGAGUGCUUCUCCAAAUGAACCUGGUCCAGUAACUGGUGAAGGAUUGGAUGAAUUUGACAAGCAGGUGAAAAGUACAUUGACGCAUUUCACGCGUUCUGAGUUUUCGAAAUCAGAGCAGAUUUUGAAGCUAUGUAAGAGCUUUGAGCGAAGCGCCACACGAUGGGAGCCACCAUUUGGUUCUGAAGAAGGAUUGUCCGGCUCGAGUACAGUGAAUGCUGUGGGGUCUAACGUGAAAGCCGCGUCUGAAUCUGAUGACGUACACUCGGGAGUGCUCAAGGCUGAAGAGAUCAUGAACUUUCUGGAAUUCGACGUGCGGUCACUUCUGGUGGUUCUUAGCUGCUGCAGCUCGGCGCAGGGUGAAAACCGACCUGACGGUGUCCUCAGUUACGCUAGAGCCUUCUUGAUCUCCCAAGUUCCUUGUCUGGUGUCGUCCAUCUGGCAAGUUGACGAUCAGGCAUCAUUUUCACUCAUGGGCUCAUUUUAUAGAGCAAUGGCAGAAGGUCAUGACACUUCUUCCUCCCUACGACUUGCGAUGCUGGAAAUGAUUGAAGCAAGGCCAGCAGUAGAGAACGCUCCUUUGCCCUCAGAAUUUGAGACUCGUAAUGGCUCUCGUGGAGGGAACUUGGGAGCAAACGCAUUCUCAACGGGAAUGGAUCAGACAUUGCACACCAGAAAGUGUUACGGAGAGUUUGAAGACGGACAUCACCCACGUCACGAUGGUGUCGCCAAGUUUCAAGCCAUGAGAACUUGUGCUUCUAGAGAUGGACAUCAGCAGGAGCAUUUUACACAGAGUCAUAUGAGAUGCAAAGGUACUAGAAGCAUAGGUUCUCUUGCCCAAGAAUCCAAGGAUGCUCCAGUGCAAAGCGCUCAAUGUAACGGCUCUGAAGAAACUUCUCCUACCUACUUGGCACCGACUCACAUUUGCAGGGAGUGGGAGACAAGAGGACCGGUUUUUAGUCGCCUGUCCACGAUUGCAGGCAAUGUGCUGAGUUCGUAUCAGGAUGGCGAUGAAGACCAAGAGACACAACAGCUAGGCGGCACUCAAGAUGAUUCCGGUGCUGACUCUGACGCUGACGAUGAUGCCUUGGAGGGUCACUUGAUGUGGGAUCCAGAAGACUGGGGUGCUUUCCUUUCAAUAGGCCUACCAACCUUGCGAAUACCUUCGUGGUUGUUCUUCCCCUCCACCUCCUCCUUGUCAUCUUCCCCUUGAAGUUCUUCUUCUUUUUCUUCUUCCUCUUCUUCUUCUUGUUCUAAUUACGAAUAGCUGCCAUUUCAUU
Messenger RNA from Chara braunii, 6919 nucleotides. NCBI's taxonomy places the organism in Eukaryota, Viridiplantae, Streptophyta, Charophyceae, Charales, Characeae. The record is from the annotation of a GenBank genome assembly.